Penicillium mononematosum is the source of this 1341-nucleotide messenger RNA. Its product is annotated as ankyrin repeat domain-containing protein. NCBI's taxonomy places the organism in Eukaryota, Fungi, Ascomycota, Eurotiomycetes, Eurotiales, Aspergillaceae. The record is from RefSeq and is a predicted model, not a curated record. Gene Ontology annotation, molecular function: protein binding. The transcript has a single exon. Bases 1 to 1341 code for a protein of 446 amino acids.
AUGGAGCUCUUGGAUUUACCAAAUGAAUUAUUGGUUGUAGUAGCAGAGGAUUUGGAACUGCAAAGGGACUUCAGCGCCCUUGCUCGAACAUGUCGCCGCCUCUUUCAUCUCCUCAAUUCCGAUCUCUAUGCCCGUGAUGUGCGACUAUCUGGUGGCUGGGCAUUAUUAUGGGCUGCAACUCAUGGGCAGGCGGAUGUGGCCCGAAGAUCACUAAAAGCCGGCGCCAACGUCAAAGCUGAUACUGAUACCUGCCAGCAGCCACUACUGCUAGCCGCGAGACAAGGGCAUGAGGAGGUGGUACGAGUUCUACUUGGGCGAGUGGGCGUUGAUGUGGACUGCCAAGACGACACCGGCCGGACUCCGCUGUCCUGGGCCGCUGGGGAAGGUCAUGUGGUUAUAGUGAGGCUGCUCCUAGCAGAGGAUGGGGUGGACCUGAACUCCAUGGACAACGACGGCGUACAGGCACCGAUCUGGGCGUCGAGAACCGGGUAUGACACUGAAUGGGGCAGGACACCACUAUGGUUUGCAGCACACAAAGGGAACGAGAGUGUGGUGGAGCUGCUUCUUGCCGAGGAUGGCAUCGACCCAAAUGCUAGGAAUAUUGCCCGCCAAACGCCGCUGUCGUGUGCUGCGGCGGAGGGGCACGGUGGCGUUGUGAGGCUCUUGCUUUCUAGGGGCGACAUCGAAUGGAGCUCGGCGGACAUCAGCGGCUCGACUCCGCUGCUGCUGGCAGCGCAGAACGGUCAUGAGACCGUUGUGAAGCAACUGCUGAAGUGGGAGAAUAUCGAACCCGAGGGCCCAGCCGAACAGACCCCAGUCUUGUCAGCUGCGGAAAAUGGGCACGGAAGGAUAGUGCGACUCUUCCUAGCGAGGCACUGUGUUGAUCCGAACAUGAAGUGCUACAGGGGCCGGGCACUACUAUCGUGGCUCGCAGUUCAUGGGGAUGAAGAAACAGUGGAGAUGGUGCUUGCUAUUGAUGGCGUGGAUGCUGGCUCCAAAGAUGACAGCGGUCGAACGCCGCUAUGGUUGGCUGCAGAGAAUGGGCAUGGGAAAGUGGUACGGCGGCUGCUUGGUUUGGAUAGUGUUGACGCAAAUUCCGUCGACAAGGGAGGUCGAACGCCGCUGCUGGUGGCCUCGGAGAAGGGACAUGAGGCCGUGGUACAGCUACUGCUCACCAGUGAAGGAGUCGACCCAAACUCCAAAGACCGCAAAGGUCGAACGCCGCUAUCUGUCGCUGUAAAACAAAGGCAUGAGGGUAUCGUCAAGCUCCUGCUGGCUCAUGGUGGCGUCAAAUCCGAAGCUGGAGAAGUGCUUGGAUCAAUAUCUCGUCAUCCCUCCUAG